AUGGCGGAUAUUUCUCGUCAGCCUGACUCCGCAGCUCAGCCGUUGGAUCCCGUCCUCGUGGAGGGAGCGCUUUUUUUCCGGCCAGAGGAGGGGGGGGAGGCGGAGAUUGCGCAAGGCGCAAAAGCUGCUGCGGAAAACCUGCAGCAAAAGCAGGAGCAGCAAGGCGCGCAAAAUUACCGUUUAAACGGGCGUGACGUGGCGCACAGGGACGGUGCAUGGUCCUUUCGUUUGAACCACAGCAACGCGGGUAGAACAAGCGAGGCGGGUGAAGCGGGAAGCACGGGAGCGGAUUUAGGCGUGCAAUUGCGAUCAAUCAACGUGAGAACGACCCGGAACAGAAACACCCCCCGUACUAGCUGGGAGCGGCAGGAUGGCUCUACCCUCGACUCGUCGUCUUCCCCUGACAGCGCGUCCCCGUUUGGAACUGCUUCGGUUACAGCAACGGAGGCUGGAGACUCCCUAGCGGUGUACCAACGAGCGGUGGCUAAGCUAGUGGCGUUUGGGUUCAACGGGAAGGAGAUUAACGACCAUGCUCGCCGCCUCAUCGCAUUGGGUGCGGGCGGUGUUGUCCUCUUCGCCCGCAACUUCUCCGAUCCCCGCCAGCUGGCCUCUUUCUGCGCCGACCUCAAGCGGGCGGCGUUCCCUCGGCGUCUUCUCAUCAUGGUGGAUCAGGAGGGCGGCAGAGUCACGCGCCUCGGCCCGCCCUUCACCUGCAUCCCCGCCGCCCGCACCAUCGGCUUUUCCCGAAACCCUAAUCUCGCUCGGGCGGCUGGCCUGGAUGCUGACGUGGCAGCAGUGAUGGUCGCCCACGUGGCAGUGCCUGCACUUGUCACGUGGCAGCCUCCCCCUUCCAUGGAGUACCUCCCAGAGAGUGUGAAACGUGUCAUCAGUCCACGGUGGGAUCUGUUUUCCCCUUACAGGAGGCGGAAGCAGUGGGACGAGGCGAGGAGAGAAGCAGAAGCAACCUUGGGAUUGCCGCGAUCGCUCUCUGAGUCUGACCUGAGGGGUUCUGGCAGUGCUGGUGAUAAGAGUAGCCAUGACAGCAGUAGAAAUAGCAGUAACAGUUGUGUUACCACUGGAGCUGACACAGUCAAAUCCCCAUCAACCACACAACAGCCACACCAGCAGCAGCCUAUUCCUCCCACCAACCACCCCGCCCCAUCCCCCAACCCCUCCCCACUGGCUGCCUUCGGCUCUUCUCUCCCUGCCACUCUCUCCCCCGGUGCCCUCUCCUACCUUCGUAUGGAGAUUGGUUUCGAAGGCGCCGUGUUAUCAGAUUGCCUGGAGAUGGGGGCGAUAGUGAAGCAUGUGGGUGUGGGAGAGGCAGCAGUGCUGGCUGUAGCAGCAGGGGUGGAUAUGGUGUUGGUCUGCCACACGGAGACCAGACAGGCAGAAGCUGUUAAUGCGCUGGCGCACGCGCUACAGUCCGGGCGGCUCUCAGUGAAAAGAUUCCGGGCAGCUUCCCGGGCAGUUGAUGCGCUGGCGCGAGUGUUUUGGCGGCCGCCCCCGCCCGAGGGGAGUGAGGUGGAGGAGAGGUAUUGGGAGGAGGAACAGCAGGUGGUAGGGUGUAGGGAGCAUAGGGAGGUUGUAGCAGAGAUAGAACAUGAGGCGUUGGCGCGGGGAGAGGGGGAUGAUUGGAAGGAGAAGGAGAGGAGGGAGGGUGGUCGGCGGUGUACUAUAUCGUAA
Molecule: messenger RNA, 1686 nt
Organism: Closterium sp. Naga37s-1
Lineage: Eukaryota; Viridiplantae; Streptophyta; Zygnematophyceae; Desmidiales; Closteriaceae
Source: the annotation of a GenBank genome assembly